AGUGUUAAAUGUCCACGUACUCACCUUGAUUUCUUUUCAGUUCAAUCAGAGCAAACAUCAUCAAUUCACAUUGACAGAGUUCUCAUACCCCCAUGGCCCAACUCCUGGACGUCGUUGGAGGUCACCAGAGAAAGAGAGGAACUGCACCACUUCUGCCUGAACCUAUCCUUGCUGCUGCCUGGACCAGCCGCCCGAACAGAGGUAGUUGCAGGGGCUUCCUGGUUCGCUUGGGUCAGACGCGUCGCCGCUGGUUGCAGAAUUGGAAGCGGAGGUCGCCGAGACCGGUAUGUAGAGCUGGACCCGCUGGAAAUCGAGAGGAGGAGGAAGAGCCCUCUGCCGCCGCUACUGCUGAGCCGCCAAUCGCCGUCUUCGCUGGGUCGAGGUUGAGGGCCGUCAUAUUCAAUAGUCUUUGCAACGCCGCCGAUGUCGUAGCGUGCUGCCCGUCGAUGAAGAGAGGAGGAGAUUGUGCCGCUGCCAUUCGAUUCUGUGAGAUUGCAAUAUCAGUUGUGACGCAAAGGCCUUGCGCUGGAAAAUUCCAUUUGAAAGUUUGGAUUGCGCCCAUUUUGAUGGUUGGAAUUGAGAGCUGCAGGUGUCUGUGUUUCCUCAUUGUAGAUGCGAAGGUUUCUUUCUUUCCAGAUGGCGUGGGUUAUGAAACCAGGCAAGGUGAUGGAUGUGCAUAUGGUUCCUACCCAUUCUCACCAGGAUUGAAGGUUACUAUGAAUGUCCUUGGUGAUGUCUUCGAUCCUGCAUUUAUUAUUCCCGAAGUUAACAGCUGCAUAAUGCUUCCAGAUGUUCCAGCCGAUGAUGCCUGGUGCUAUCCUUUUAAGAAUCCCUCUAAGCGUGUUAUUGUUGCCUCGCAGGUUCCAUUCCAGGAGGUGUUGCUUGAAGGAGAUGUUAUCUUUGAGAACUGGCCCAUCUAAAAGGUAUGCAAAGUUGCUCCAAAUAUUUCUGAUUUUAGGGCAUUGUAGGAGGCAGUGGUCCAGAGUUCCGUCAUGAUUUAGGCAAUAAGGGCAUAUGGAAGGG
Cuscuta campestris is the source of this 1023-nucleotide messenger RNA. Lineage: Eukaryota; Viridiplantae; Streptophyta; Magnoliopsida; Solanales; Convolvulaceae. The record is from the annotation of a GenBank genome assembly.